GCCCUGCACAUUUAGACUAAUAUGGAAGUAGCGAAUGAUCAAAUAUUUUAGAAUUUUUAGUUGAUGAUAAAAAUUGUAAUAUGAAAAAAAAAAAUAUAUUAUUAUUAAAUCUCUAUUAUUUUCUCCUAUAAAUACAUCUCUUUACCAACCCAAGAAACUCAAGAACUGCCUUAUUCUUCUUCUUGUAUUGUUUGGUCAUUAAAUAACAUUUUAGCAAUGGCAGGUGACAACCAAGGUAAGAAAACCAAAGGCAGGCAAAAGAUAGAGAUGAAGAAGAUUGAGAACGAAGAUGAUAGGCUUAUCACUUUUUCAAAACGUAGGUCUGGGAUCUAUAAAAAAGCUAGUGAACUUGUCACUCUCACCGGUGCAGAACUAGCAUUCUUGGUGUAUUCACCAGCUGGUAAGCCUUUUUCCUUUGCUCAUCCUUCUAUGGAUGCAAUUACUAAUCGCUUUUUUGGCCAAGGAUCAGCAGAUAGAAACAACAACCCCACCACACAUCCUCUCAUUGAAGCCCACAGGCUUAUGAGGAUUGAAGAGCUGAACCAACAGCACAAUGAGCUGCUUCGCCAACUCGAGAUAGAGAAGGAGAAAGGCAAACAACUGAAGCAGAAGCACAAAAAGAAUAAUGAGAGAAAGGGAUGGUGGGAUACCCCUAUUGAGGAGCUGAACGUCCCGGAGCUGCUCCAAAUGGAGGCCGCUUGUAAGGAAAUCAGGACGAGCUUGAUCAACAAACUCAAAGAGAAGACUAAUAAUGGAGCUUCUUCUGCUGCUGCCGCUGCUGGUGGCGUUGGUGGUGUUGCUAUUGCUGGUCAUCCUCCUACUACUGAUCAUUAUUCUGCUCAUAUGAUCAAUCCAUUUGCCUCCACUGUUGCUAUUAAUCCAAACAACCCAUCUGUGUUUACUCCUGGAUUUGAUUAUGGGCACGGUCAAAUCUAAAUCAUUUAGCAACUCCACCAUGAUGGAAAUUCAGUUUGAAUAAGUUCAUUCUCAUUAGGGU
Ricinus communis (castor bean) is the source of this 997-nucleotide messenger RNA. RefSeq names its product agamous-like MADS-box protein AGL62. Gene Ontology annotation, molecular function: DNA-binding transcription factor activity, RNA polymerase II-specific; protein dimerization activity; RNA polymerase II cis-regulatory region sequence-specific DNA binding. Gene Ontology annotation, biological process: regulation of transcription by RNA polymerase II. The record is from RefSeq and is a predicted model, not a curated record. The transcript has a single exon. Bases 217 to 936 code for a protein of 239 amino acids. Lineage: Eukaryota; Viridiplantae; Streptophyta; Magnoliopsida; Malpighiales; Euphorbiaceae.